Molecule: messenger RNA, 1377 nt
Organism: Durusdinium trenchii
Lineage: Eukaryota; Dinophyceae; Suessiales; Symbiodiniaceae
Source: the annotation of a GenBank genome assembly
GUAUAUAGUAUGUCUCAUUACAGGGCAGCCGCUGGCUGAUCCGCUGCUCAGAAGUUUCGAGACCGCACCCCAUGCAAACACAUACUGCACAAAAAGUUACACAAGAGCUUCAAAGAUCGCGUUCUUAGCGCGCAAGAGCAGGUCAAGCCGGUUCUGAUGGAUGUUUAUAGCACCUACCGACGCUGCACGCUCCGAUCCAAGCGCCUGGCUGGAAGCUACUGGGCGCUCACUGGAUCGUUGGGCAUUUAUGUCAUUUAUACCGCGGUUACUGCCAAAAGCCAUUUGUUGCAAGAGGUGCUUGCCUCUGAUGGAGUGCUAUUCGCACGAUUCGCAGAAGAUGAAGAUGUACAACCAAAGUGCGCCAACAUGAAUUCCACCGGUCUUUGUGUGGAGUUGCCCUGGCUCGAUGCUGUUGAGAUCUCAGCCACUCGGGGCUUUUUGGCCACCUACAUCCAGGAGACCCUUUUAUUUGGGCGCCCUGCUUUGCAGCAGUUGGGCACAGGUCAGAUAGCGCAUCAGGGUCAACAAAAGGUGCGCAGUCAAGCCUUUUAUGUCGGCCAACCGGAGUUGUGGAUUCUGGUCUUGGAGCACAGAUUGAGUUCCAUCACAGGAACGUGGUCCGGUCAAGACCUGAUUGGUUUCUUGCGGCAGGAGCAACUUGAUACUGGCUACAGCCAUCCAAUAGAGCAUGUCGCGCAUGGUUUGCCCAAGGAGGUCAAGACGUGGUUUGGCGGUGCAAAAGAUCGACGCUUGCAGGUCAGACUCUUUGAGCUCUUGCAAGCAGCUGGUGUGACGCUCGAUCAGGAGUGCAGCCGCUGUGCAGAGUUCAACCUCACAGGGGAAGCUGCCAGAUUGCGACGCAUUGGUCUUGAGUUGGAUGUGACGCUCUUCUACUCAAACCUUUGGUUCCUCUGGUCUGACAUCUCAACCUGGUUCUUGCCAAACAAGGAGGUGACGUUCGAGCUGCAAGUGAAAGCACGCGAGCCAGUGGAAGGAGUGCGCACCAUCCGCACAAUUGGGCCUGCGCAAUCCUUCUUCCAAGAUGAGGAAUAUCACAAUCAGACUGCUCGGGUUACUCGUCGCAGUUUUGGCAUCCGCCUGCUGUUCCAUCAGCGAGGUGUUAUAGGUAAGUGGGAUUCCAUGAGUUUAGCUUUCUUUCUGCUACAAAGUUGCACCUUCCUUGGCGUUGCUUGGACGCUCACUGAGUUGCUUUGUACCUUCAUUCCUGUACUUUGCGACCUAUGGGGCUGGCCUCCACCGGCAUGGUUCGAGAGCUUGCAGAGGGCGCAGCGUGACAAGAUCGACUGAGCUGAAAGCCAAAGGAGCAUUUGAGCCGCAGUCUCUCAGAUCUACCAAAUCGCUAGCCGCUAGCAAAAA